This is a messenger RNA of Vitis riparia (riverbank grape), 852 nucleotides long. RefSeq names its product exosome complex component CSL4. Gene Ontology annotation, biological process: RNA processing. Gene Ontology annotation, molecular function: RNA binding. Gene Ontology annotation, cellular component: cytoplasm; nuclear exosome (RNase complex). The transcript is spliced from 6 exons. The record is from RefSeq and is a predicted model, not a curated record. Bases 50 to 652 code for a protein of 200 amino acids. Lineage: Eukaryota; Viridiplantae; Streptophyta; Magnoliopsida; Vitales; Vitaceae.
CAUUUUCACUCGGAUUCUUAAAGGAGGUCGGGUUAGAACUGAGAGGAAAAUGCAAGAAAGAGAGGAGGCAGAGGAGUUGGUGACGCCAGGAGAGGUGUUGGGGAAGGGUUCGCAACUCAAGGCAGGGAGGGGAGCCUACUUCUUACCCCAAAAUGACACCGUUUAUGCUUCCCUCACUGGUCGCCGCUCUCUCAUCCCUCCUUCUCCCCUUUCAUCUGACCAGAGGCCAACUGUUGAAGUAACAGGUCAUAGUGCCCAUGGUGCCAUUCCUGAGCCUGGUUCCAUUGUCAUUGCCAGGGUUACUAAAGUUAUGGCUAGAAUGGCCUCAGCUGAUAUAAUGUGUGUUGGCCCCAAGUCUGUGCGAGAAAAAUUUACUGGAAUAAUUAGGCAACAAGAUGUUAGAGCAACAGAAAUAGACAAAGUGGAUAUGCACUCGUCUUUUCGCCCUGGUGACAUUGUCAGAGCUCUAGUUCUCUCCCUUGGAGAUGCACGGGCAUACUUUCUAUCAACUGCAAAGAAUGAACUGGGAGUUGUAUCUGCAGAGAGCACAGCAGGUGCAACUAUGGUUCCAAUGAGCUGGACGGAGAUGCAGUGCCCAUUGACAGGACAAAUAGAACAAAGAAAGGUUGCGAAAGUUGGAGGGCAAGCCUAAAUCACAUCUUAAUUUCUGCUUCUUUGUUAAAUUUCUUACAGGGAUAGCUUGUUUAGCCAUAUUUUGGUGGGUGUACUUGUAUCAUGGCAAAGGUUUUUUUAGCAUAACUGGCUGCUUUCUUCAUAUAUAAUUGAGUUUCAAUACACUUGAGGACCAAACAAAUUUGUGGAUUCUCAAUCUUUUUGUUGGACUUGCCAUUA